UGAAACGAUUGUUACGGUACUGUAUUACGAUUACAGUCGUAGAGUAAAAGCACGAAAAAUUUCGUAAGACAAAUUAAAUUUUAACCUUUUGUCAUUCACGCACAUCCGGCUACAAUGAAUAAAAUUAACGACUUCAAGGAACUGAUUAGAGACUAUAUUGGACCUAAUAAAAGUGUGAUCGAUACCAAAGUGAGCAAUGUUACAGCACCAGGAGAAAAUUACAUGAGUGAAAUUAUUCGAAUUCAAGUUAUUCUAAAAAAUGAAACUACGGGGAUCAAAGAGGAUUUGUCGCUUGUGGCAAAAUUGGUUAUUGAUGCCGAGAUAGCUAAUGGAGGAACUACGGCCAUAAUCACUAGAAAUGAAGUGGUGUUUUACAAAGAAUUGAUUCCUGUUAUAGAGGAAUUUCAGAGAAGACAUGAUUUACCGGUUCUAAAUAUAUUUCCAAAAUUUAUAGCUGGCAGGAUAAAUCUUAACGGUAGCGAUGUGGCUGAUACAGAUGCUGUUUUAAUUUUGGAGGACUUAUCAGAAUCAGGAUUUAAAAAUUUGGACCGGAUGAAGGGAUUUGACUUAAACGGAGCAAAAAUAGUCCUUAAUAACAUGGCAACGUUACAUGCUGAACUAUUAGCGAUGAGGCUUCUUGAGCCAGAAACGUAUGAGGCUAAAAUUAGAUCCAACGCUCGGGGUCUAAAACCCAACUACCUUGAUUUAAAGAAAAGAUCCGAAUUUUUUGAACAACCUGCAAACUUGUUGACUCUCGUCGAAGACAUAUUAAAAACUGAUAAAGAAUGUAGUAGUCAAUUAGCACAGUUUAAAAAUUUUAUUGUAAAGUUAAAGACAGGGCUUCGACAAAAUACUGAAAAUUACUUUGGAAAGAUGGUGAGAGAUGACUUUGAGACUUUAGUGCAUUAUGACAUGUGGACCAAUAAUAUUAUGCAGAGGUUUGAAGAUGGAAAUCCAGUACAAACUGUGUUUGUUGACUUUCAAAUGUAUCGAUCAGUCAGCUGUGCUACGGAUCUUAUAUUUUUCCUUAUUACUAGCGUCCAGAUACAGUACCUUCGGAGUCAUUUUGAUUAUCUUCUUGAAUAUUACUACCAAGUAUUUAGUACCACUUUAAAGAAAGCUGGAAUAGUGGACAGUAAAUACGGUUACGAUCAAUUUUUGGACAGUUUCAGAAGAGUAUCUGAACCUGUGGUCUAUCAAGUUAUAUUUAUGGUUCUAGGUAUUAUACAUCCAAACACGGAUGUAGGUGGAAACGACCAAAUGUACUCAGUGAGUAUUGAAAAUGUCAGCCAAACUGCAAAGGAUAAACUUAUUUUUAUGUUUCAACAGGCAUUUAAAAGAGGUUGGUUAGAAUAAAAUAACUUAAAUACCU
Messenger RNA from Diabrotica balteata, 1372 nucleotides. NCBI's taxonomy places the organism in Eukaryota, Metazoa, Arthropoda, Insecta, Coleoptera, Chrysomelidae. The record is from the annotation of a GenBank genome assembly.